Molecule: messenger RNA, 753 nt
Organism: Mucor velutinosus
Lineage: Eukaryota; Fungi; Mucoromycota; Mucoromycetes; Mucorales; Mucoraceae
Exons: 3
Coding region: 1-753 (250 amino acids)
Molecular function (GO): oxidoreductase activity
Source: RefSeq, a predicted model, not a curated record
AUGAACUCUAUGCGUUCUCUUGUUCGUCAAGCUGCCAAGCCACUUGCACGAAAUGCCUUUGCCAAGCGUACCAUCUUCUCUUCACCUGCCUCUCUCUCAGAUGCUCUCUUUGUGCACCGUGAUACACCUGAGAACAAUGCCAACGUUCCUUUUGAAUUCACUGAGGAUAACAAAAAGCGCAUUAGCGAAAUUUUAAAGAAAUAUCCUGAGCAAUACAAGAAGGCUGCCAUCAUGCCUCUUUUGGAUCUUGGCCAAAGACAACUUGGAUUCACCUCCAUCUCUGUCAUGAACGAAGUUGCUCGCUUAUUAGAAGUUCCUCCCAUGCGUGUUUACGAAGUCGCCACCUUCUAUACCAUGUAUAACCGUCAACCUGUUGGUAAAUAUUUCCUCCAAGUCUGUACAACAACUCCUUGUCAAUUGGGUGGUUGUGGCUCAACAAAGAUCCUGAACGCUGUCAAGGAUAACCUCGGUAUUCAAGUUGGUGAGACCACCAAGGAUGGUAAAUUUACUUUGGUCGAAGUUGAGUGUGCUGGUGCUUGUGUCAAUGCUCCUGUCAUGGCCAUCAACGAUGAUUACUACGAGGAUUUGACACCAGAGACAACUGAGAAGCUUUUGGAAAACUUAAAGGCUGAUAAGCCCAUCACACCUGGACCUCAAAGCGGACGUCAUACUUGUGAAUAUGCUCCUGGUGUUUAUACUACAUUGAAUGCUGAACCCUAUGGCCCUGGCUUCAGAGUUCGCGAUGAUUUGUAA